CAGUUAAAAUUUUCAGGUGUAAAAUAUGAAGGUCUCAAUUUGCAGCUGUAAAUAUUUUACUGUUGAAAGUUACAGCUGUAAAAUGGUCAUGUCUCAAAAUUACAGCUGUAACAUUUUUGGAGGGAAACAUGAGUAUUGUCAGCCAUCUUUAAUGCAUUUUAGCUGGAUAUAACUGAAAUUCACACAGACAUCACAUCUUGUAAAAUUUGGAAUUUAAAGCGGUAUAGAGUUAAGCAUGUCGCAGCCGCCAAGAAUAUGCAUCAUUGGUGCCGGACCAUCCGGAUUGUCGACACUGUAUCACUUUGCUAAAAUGGAGCAGAUGCCGGAUAUUGUUUGUUACGAGAAACAAAGCACGUGGUUAGGUCUCUGGAACGUUUCGUGGAAAACAGGAUGAGACGAAAACGGAGAACCUGUUCAUACAAUUAUGUACAAGCAUAUGUGGUGCAAUGGACCAUAUCAAGCACAUGAGUAUUACGACUACACCGUAGAACAACACUUUGGUGGCCAGAUAACUCCAUCAUUUCCUUCUCGUAUUGUAAUGAGAGAUUAUCUCGAAGGUCGAUUUACGAAAGGAGCACCUCGUGGACGCAAUCUGAAAGACUUUAUACAUUUCAACACCGCCGUUCGGUAUGUGAAAUACCUGGACGAGAAAGAUGAAUUCACGGUUACAGUUAAUGAUUAUAACACCGGACAGACACGGGAGGAAACGUUUUCACACGUUAUUGUAGCAACUGCCAUAUUCAGCUUUCCAAAUUUCCCAGAAUUCCCUGGCAUGAAAGAAUUCAAAGGCCGAAUACUGCAUUCGCACGACUUUCGCGACGCUAGGGAUUUUACUGGACAAAGGGUAUUGGUCGUUGGUGCGGGUUUUACUGGUGAAGAUCUUGUAUUGCAACUUCUCAAAUUUGGCGCCAAACACACAAUUCUCGCCUACAGAACAAGACCAAAAGGAGAUACAUGCAUAAUGCCAGACGGUGUUGAAGAGAGACCAAUGGUGGAACGUUUUGACUAUGAUAAGGUCCACUUCAAAGAUGGGUCAUCUGCAGAAAUCGACGCCGUUAUUUUGACUACAGGCUACAGGAACUAUUUCCCCUUCCUAGAAGACAGAUUUAGGAUUCCAGAGGAAACGCAUCCUUACCCAGAAGGAUUGUACAAGGCGUGUUUGUUUUACAAGGCAGGAAACAACCGACUGUUUUAUAUAGGGGUUCUAGAACAAUUUAAUUCCUUUUCGUAUUUUGAAGUCAUGGCAAACUGGACUUGCAAAUACAUUAUGGGGCAACUACCAGAUGAACCAAAAGAACAAAAAGAAAUGGAAGCCGAUUGUCAUCGGUGGAUUGAUCGCGUAAACGCAUGCGCAUCGGAGUCGGAUCUGCUUCAUUUCCAAACAGUUUUGAUAGCACAUCUAGCAGAGUUAGCAGGUUAUAAUAGCGAUAUUGCACGUAGAGAAGAACUCCUUCUUCAGCUGAUAAAAGAUAGGAAAGAAAGUUUAGGCCUUGCAAAUUACAGAGACGGGUGUUAUACUAGCCUCUACACUGGAGCAGUCGCACCAAAACAGACCCCAUUCAUGCAAAAUUUUGAUGAGAGCAUCGAAACGUAUCUUCAGUUCAAAAUGAGCGAUAAAAUAUCAUAUAUGGUAAUUCCAACUUGUUCAAACUUGGAUGUUAUCAAAAAAAUAAACAUUGAUUUUAAAUUUAGGACAGAUGCUAUAUUGCCCUGCGUGAAACACGUGUGUUUGUAUUUAGGAAGUAGCUUCAAUACUUUUUGAUAUACUAAUUUUUGUAAGUGUAACAUAGCAACCGGAGACUUCCGUAUAGGAAGUGCUACUCACCUGUGUGAGUUCAUGCGCCUGUAUGAACCGAAUUAUGUCAUGCAAGAAUGCCAUCAAAUUGAUGAUCACAUAGUGAUUCUACAGAAGUCGUGAAAAACCACCUACUCACUUUAAGUGCUCUCUGUACGAUUACGUUCUGCACAGUGUACUUUAAUGACAGUAUAAUCGGUUUUGUUAUUUUGCAUGCGCAACAUUAUAAAAUUAUAAAAUUAGAAAUCAAAAUACAGUUGAAACUCAC
Molecule: messenger RNA, 2063 nt
Organism: Mercenaria mercenaria
Lineage: Eukaryota; Metazoa; Mollusca; Bivalvia; Venerida; Veneridae
Product: senecionine N-oxygenase-like
Exons: 5
Coding region: 425-1762 (445 amino acids)
Molecular function (GO): N,N-dimethylaniline monooxygenase activity; flavin adenine dinucleotide binding; NADP binding
Source: RefSeq, a predicted model, not a curated record